This is a messenger RNA of Nannochloropsis gaditana CCMP526, 898 nucleotides long. RefSeq lists its product as uncharacterized. The record is from RefSeq and is a predicted model, not a curated record. The transcript has 4 exons. The coding region runs from base 49 to 678 and encodes 209 amino acids.
ACAGAGACCAAAUAAUAGCAGGGACAGCAACUGAAGAAAUUCUACACCAUGCUCAAAUUAAUUGUAAAGAGCGCGUUCCUCUUUGCCGUGCUGUGUUCGGUCGAGGGGAGGCGCGGACGGCGCGGACGGCGCGGACCGCGAAAGUGGAUGGAGGAGCCCAACAAUCAAACAGUUCCUACGGACCCACCUUUCCCCGCGGGUGUGAAUGUGAAUGAUAUAGUGUACCGCAAUUUCGUGACGAAACCUAAAGUUCACCGAGCGGGUCGAACUAUUGUUAUGAGGACUAAGUUUUCUUUUAAUAGCUGGCCAGAAGGGGCAACAUCCAUGUAUUGCGCGAUGCGCAAUUACAAUACAACCUCUGAUUUAACCACGUUUGCGGUGAUCAAUCAAGAUCUUUCCUAUGAAACCUCCGGGCCACUGUGGCGGCCUUCAAGCUUUGGGAUUUCGAUGGCCGUCCAACCUGAUCGAGUGGAGUGGUCAUUUGACCAAAGUGGAAAAGAUCUCGUUGUUGGGAAGACAUUUAAUCUUCUCGGAAGGUUGAGGCUGAACCGUCAUGCCACUGCGAAACAGUAUGUCUGGCGAUCUUACUGUGAGACAAAGCAGCCUCCAGGGAGAAAAAGUUGGUAUUAUUUCAAAAGCUGGAUGGAGGUGAGCAUGAGACCGGCGAGGCGAAAGUAGGAUAUGGCAUUUAUUUGUGCUCGGCACUAUUCUUCUGCUCGACCUUUAUCUUCUGAUGAGUCUGUCGGACGGAAUACAUUAAUUAAUUUAUGCUACAAGGAGUUUCCACUCAUACGAUGGUUUGAAAAGAGGAUAACGGAUUAGCACAAGAACAAGGAAAUAAGACUGCCUGGUGAAAAACGCAAAAAGCGAGUUACAAAGAAAGAAAAAAACCUAGAAA